Messenger RNA from Morus notabilis, 1787 nucleotides. Its product is annotated as aminomethyltransferase, mitochondrial. Gene Ontology annotation, biological process: glycine decarboxylation via glycine cleavage system. The record is from RefSeq and is a predicted model, not a curated record. Gene Ontology annotation, cellular component: mitochondrion. The transcript has 5 exons. Bases 321 to 1544 code for a protein of 407 amino acids. Gene Ontology annotation, molecular function: aminomethyltransferase activity; protein binding. NCBI's taxonomy places the organism in Eukaryota, Viridiplantae, Streptophyta, Magnoliopsida, Rosales, Moraceae.
GUCCACCCACUACACCCACACACCAACCCCAUCUCUCUCUCUUGUUUUUUUUUUUUCUUUUUUUUUGGGUUUAAAAAUAUUUUUUUUAUUUUUUUUAUGCCCACAAUUACAAUAAAUAUUCGGAUACAUUAUCUCUCUCUUCUCUCUGCCUUUGCAAACAUAGAAAUUUGUAAAUUGCAAUGCAACAACAGUCACACACAUAUAAAAGGCCAAUCUCUUUUUUAAUCUUUGUCUGCUGCGAGAGAUGCUCAUUUGGGCUCUCAGAUUUCCCUUCUUCUGAAUAACGCAACCCAUUGAGCUCGGUAUUUUCUGCCCAGAAAAUGAGGGGGAGUUUAUGGCAACUCGGGCAAUCAAUCACGCGCCGUCUUGCGCAGGCUGACAAGAAGGCUGUUGCUCGUAGAUAUAUUGCAUCUGAAGCUGAGCUGAAAAAGACAGUUCUUUAUGACUUCCAUGUCGCGAAUGGCGGGAAGAUGGUGCCGUUUGCUGGGUGGAGCAUGCCUAUUCAGUACAAGGAUUCAAUCAUGGACUCCACCGUUAACUGUAGAGAGAAUGGUAGUCUGUUUGAUGUGUCCCACAUGUGUGGACUGAGCCUCAAGGGAAAAGACAGUGUUCCUUUCCUUGAAAAGCUUGUUAUUGCUGAUGUCGCUGGGCUUGCCAAUGGAACCGGGACCCUAACUGUUUUCACAAAUGAGAAGGGUGGGGCAAUUGAUGACUCGGUCAUCACCAAGGUUAAGGAUGACCAUAUAUACCUGGUGGUGAAUGCUGGAUGUAGGGAUAAGGAUUUGGCUCACAUUGAGGAGCACAUGAAGGCAUUCAAAGCUAAAGGUGGGGAUGUCUCAUGGCACAUCCAUGAUGAGAGAUCUCUUCUAGCUCUUCAGGGUCCUCUUGCUGCCCCAACUCUUCAACAUUUGACAAAAGAAGAUCUGGGAAAAAUAUAUUUUGGAGAUUUUCGAGUGUUGGAUAUCAAUGGGGCAACCUGCUUUCUCACAAGAACCGGGUACACUGGUGAAGAUGGAUUUGAAAUUUCUGUUCCUUCUGAGAAUGCAGUGGAUCUUGCCAAAGCAAUCUUGGAAAAAUCUGAGGGAAAGGUGAGACUGACUGGAUUGGGUGCUCGAGACAGUCUGCGACUUGAAGCUGGAUUGUGCUUAUAUGGCAAUGACAUGGAGCAACACACAACACCAGUGGAGGCUGGGCUUACAUGGGCUAUAGGGAAGAGAAGAAGGGCAGAAGGCGGCUUCCUAGGUGCUGAUGUGAUUCUCAAACAACUUGCAGAUGGUCCAUCAAUCAGGCGUGCCGGGUUCAUUUCUUCAGGCCCACCUGCAAGAAGCCACAGUGAGAUUCAGGAUGAGAAAGGUCAAAACCUUGGAGAAAUCACCAGUGGAGGAUUUAGCCCCUGCCUUAAGAAGAACAUAGCAAUGGGGUAUGUGAAAUCCGGGUCGCACAAAGCAGGGACCAAAGUCAAGAUUGUGGUCCGAGGAAAGGCCUAUGAUGGGGUUGUCACAAAAAUGCCAUUUGUACCUGCAAAAUACUACAAGCCAUCCUAGUUUAAGAUUGGAAUGAAAUAUGUUUCUUUUCUGGACUUUUCCUUGUUUAUGUUUCAUCAGUACCAAAAGUGAAUACUUAGAUCAUAUGGGAAUUAGAUCUUAAUAUGUGGAAGGAAAGAGAGAUGCGGUUUUGUCUUCUUUCAUUCUUAUUGUUGGUGAUAAAAUCCUGCCUAUUGGGGGGAAAAAAAUCAUAUGUAUUCCUUUAGAAAAUGAAUGGCGUAUUUACAUAGUAGAACCAAGUUA